AUGCCCACGGUCCUCCUGCGCACCGCUGCGGUCACGCUGACCGGCGCCGAGCCCACGCCCCUUGAUGUCGACUCCCCGACCACCGUCGCGGACCUUUCCUCCGCAGCGUCGGCCGCGACGGGCAUCCCUCUGGAACGGCUUCGCCUCGUACACAAGGGCUGCGCGCUGACGGACCUCCCGGCCACGGAGAAGGUCGAGCUCGCAGAGAACGCGAGUAUCGUCGCCGUCGCCGCCCCGGCGCGGCCGAGGGACCGCGCGCCCCCGGGGCCUGCAGCCGCCAGCGCGACGGCAGCAGCACGCCGCGUCUGGCCGCACAGGGGCGGCGCGGGGGCGCGGGCGCGCGAGAGCGACUCCGAGGACGACCAUGACGCGGACCUGCGGUUUCAGAUGUCGCCCAACUCCCCGUGGCUGGACCGCAAGCUCGCCGCGUGGCUUCAACAACAGGGGGUGUCAGACUUGGCGCUGACGUGGAUAUUCUUCGUCCGACUGUGGGUCUGGGGCGUCGCGGCAGCGUGGCUCUUCUUGCUGCCGUACGUGAACAGGUACGGGCACGCGGCGCCGUACGUGCUGUGCACGAUCAUCGUCGUGAUAUACACGAACCUCGGCCGGCGGCAGAGCGGCGAAGCGAGCGCCUACACCAUUUUCAACGGGUUCCAGGCGCUGCCGGGACAGAUGGGCGCCGGGGACGUGGACAACGCGAUCAUGCGAAGACACUAG
Pedinophyceae sp. YPF-701 is the source of this 717-nucleotide messenger RNA. NCBI's taxonomy places the organism in Eukaryota, Viridiplantae, Chlorophyta, Pedinophyceae. The record is from the annotation of a GenBank genome assembly.